Messenger RNA from Candidozyma duobushaemuli, 1116 nucleotides. RefSeq names its product protein-lysine N-methyltransferase. The record is from RefSeq and is a predicted model, not a curated record. The coding region runs from base 1 to 1116 and encodes 371 amino acids. The transcript has a single exon. Lineage: Eukaryota; Fungi; Ascomycota; Pichiomycetes; Serinales; Metschnikowiaceae.
AUGCCUUCGCUUAUAGCAGCAUUGCGGCUGCGGGCUCUAAUAAAGGAGGUUUUCGCCGAGCCGGAACUUCUAAAAACGGCACCUUCCGGCGAAGUCGUGGCUAUUCUUGAAGAAAUCGCCGAAACCAACCCGUACUACGCCAGAACCUUCCUUGGAGAAUACGUCGACUGGCUUGAAGCGAAUCCGGAGGACGAAGAGGGCGACGAAAGCGAGGAAAACAGGUCCGAAGAGAAGAGAAAUAAGUCUGAUGAAGCCGUGGCUGCACUCGGUGAAUUGACUUUGAAGAACGCAGAUGGUGACGAAAAAGAUGGUACUGAGAGUCCGGAGGAUCUGACAAAAACUCACCAAAAACAUACCAACUCAAUCACACCAUCAUCCACCAAACACAUCCUGAAAACAGACCCAUACGAGCUUCUUUGCUCGCUUCUUUCUGCUAAACCACUAACCCCAACUACCCCAGAUCUACUACAGUAUCCAAUUGACAGCUCCACUUGGGUUUCAAUCCAAGAAACGCCUCGUGUCAUUUCCGGUCAGGGAACCACGGGAGCUCGAACAUGGAAUGCUGCUCUUCUACUAGCGCUUCUUCUCAAUACGGAAUCUCGAUUUGAGGGUGCUUUCAAGGGUUCUACUAUUCUCGAAUUGGGCGCUGGAACGGGCCUUGUUUCAGCUGCUCUAGCAAAAAAGUGGUCUCAGCAUAACCCCAAGAAAAUUAUCAUAACCGAUGGAGACGCUGGGGUUGUCGAGAAGCUCCCUCUUACAGUUGAGCUCAACGGUGUGGGAUCCCACAAUAUCGAGUGUGUUCAGUAUCUCUGGGGCGAAACGCAGCUAGAUGAGAAAGUUGAUGUUGUGCUAGGUGCUGAUAUCGUCUACGAUCCAAGCGUGUUGGGAAUCUUGCUUGAUACCUUGGCAGGUUUCUUCGAUGCUGGUGCCCAGUACGCUAUAAUAUCCAGAAGCGACAGAAACCCAGAAACAACGAGACAGUGGGAAGAAAAGUGUGAUGAGAGGUUUGAAAGAGAAGUCACAAGGGUGGAGGAUCCGGUGAAGUCGACGUUGCCGUGUUGGUUCCACUCAGGAGCCAAUGAUAUCACCGUAGAGAUCAUCAGGGCGAGAAGGUGA